Molecule: messenger RNA, 916 nt
Organism: Didymella exigua CBS 183.55
Lineage: Eukaryota; Fungi; Ascomycota; Dothideomycetes; Pleosporales; Didymellaceae
Exons: 1
Coding region: 343-693 (116 amino acids)
Source: RefSeq, a predicted model, not a curated record
CUGCCCCGUUGGCCUGCUUAAGUUCAUCGGGAUGCGCUGUCACAUAUGUCUCACUUCAAUUCAAUGUUGCACUCCAACAGCAUCCUCUUUUUGGCUGGGAUAGCGUCAGGAGUGAACGCCCUCAAGUUUACCGGCUAUCAAGACAAGGACUGCCUUGGGGAAGACGAAGGAAAUAGCAUCUGGGAUGGAAGAAUAGACCCCGACAGAGAUUGUUCCAGCGUGACCUCGAAGAGGCCAGCAGCAGCCUUCAAGAUCGCUGACUACGGCGAUUGGUGGACCUGUACAGGUGCGGUCUGAGACGGAAGCGCGUUGACUCGAAGCUUAUCAACAUCAGUGGCCCUGAUGCGCACGAAUAGCUCCACCCAUCCCUACACGUCUGACGAAUCGUGCCACUGGGGCCUCCUUGGUAAAGACUGGAUCUGGGACGCCAAAAACGGUACCUGCUACCAAUACUCUGACUGGGACAAGUAUGCGAUCAGCAACUGCUCUUCUUCCGCCGUCCAAGAAUGGAAAGACGAUUUGCGGCUCAAGCACAGGAAUACCAAGCAAAUCACGAUCAUUGGGUCUUUUGUUGGAAUCAUUGUCGGCAUUUUGUUGAUCCUCAGCGUGGUGUACUGGAGGCGACAGAAGAAGCGGGCGAGAGCGCGGAGGCAUGGCAAGGUUGAGGAGGUGGAACUCACACUCCAAGGUUAGGCCGUAGGAUCGAAGCACAUUGAGACGUCGGUAUCCACAGUAGUCGGCAGGAGGGUGCGCUUAGCUCGGAGGUGGAGCGGCCUCCAAACAUUUGCAUUUGAUUCAUAUACGAAUGGCCAUACGCGAGAGCCUUGUGCGGCAAUAAUGCCCAUAGGGACUCGGAAUUGAUCCGUUUUGAACCUUUGAUUUCUUCUCGAGACUGUGAGUGGAACUUCAGAUUGUC